UGUUGCGUGUCCAUUAAACCCUAACUCCUUACCAACGAUUCCUUCAGCGCGGCUGAGGACGAUCCGCCCAAGUCUUCUUAGGCAAGCUUCCUCUCUUCCGCUCUCGAUCCCUCCGUUUCUUCAAGCUAUUCUUUUCCUCUGGUGUUCUUCUCGGUGAUUGCUCUCUCUUUCACGUCGGUCAGCAGCGGAGUCCUUCGUCACUUUAUCGCUGCCAUGUCGUCGAUUGGAGAGCUCGCCUGCACCUACGCCGCGCUCAUCCUCCACGACGACGGCAUACCCAUCACGUCGGAGAAGAUCUUAACCGUAGUUAAGGCGGCCAAUCUGACUAUCGACUCCUACUGGGCGCCCCUCUUCGCCAAGCUCCUCGAGAAGAGAAGCGUCGACGAUCUCAUCUUGAGCGUUGGAUCCGGAGGUGGCGGUGCUUCGGUUGCAGUCUCUGCUGCCCCUGCUGCUGGUGCGGGUGGUGGUGCUGCCGCUGCUGCCGCUCCUGCGGCUGAGGAGAAAAAGGAGGAACCCAAGGAGGAGAGCGACGACGACAUGGGAUUCAGCUUGUUUGAUUAGAGAGAAAGCGAGAGCACUGCUUUAGUACUAUUGCCGAUUUAAGUCUUUUCCUGAUUUUGGUGUUAUGACGUUCAAUUUUGCUUCUAACACAUUUGCGUAUGUCAACUCAAGGUGGCAGGAUUAUUUCUAAUGGAAUGUAAGAAUUUUUCAUGUUGGUAUAUGAUGUUUCUAUUUAGCGAA
Molecule: messenger RNA, 741 nt
Organism: Musa acuminata subsp. malaccensis (wild Malaysian banana)
Lineage: Eukaryota; Viridiplantae; Streptophyta; Magnoliopsida; Zingiberales; Musaceae
Source: RefSeq, a predicted model, not a curated record